This is a messenger RNA of Cygnus olor (mute swan), 5158 nucleotides long. RefSeq names its product coiled-coil and C2 domain containing 2A (gene CC2D2A). The coding region runs from base 450 to 5108 and encodes 1552 amino acids. Gene Ontology annotation, biological process: protein localization to ciliary transition zone; non-motile cilium assembly. The transcript has 35 exons. The record is from RefSeq and is a predicted model, not a curated record. Lineage: Eukaryota; Metazoa; Chordata; Aves; Anseriformes; Anatidae. Gene Ontology annotation, cellular component: ciliary transition zone.
UAAAUUCUAUUUUACAUUGAGGCAAGUUAGAUUACACUAUCUUCAAAUUUCUCGUUAAACACAUUGACUCUUGAGUAAGUUAGGAAAACACAGUUGUCCUGUCUUCCACCUGCAGAACUACUUCAGAAGCUAUGUUCAAAUCGUGUCUGGAGAGCUACGUGAGGAAGAAUCACUUCACGUCCGAGGAUAGGAGCUGCGCAGCCACCGACAGACCCCUCAUAACCCCCUGAACUCCCCUCAGCAGCCAGCGGCACCGCGCAUGCGCGCACAGCCCCUCGCGCAGCACCCCGCAUGCGCGCUUUCUCCCGCCACUAUAAACUCGGGCCCCGCCCGGCCUCGCUUCGCUUCGCUGCCGCGCUGCCCCCAGGACACCUCCGGACCCCUCCGGACCCCUGCCCGGACCCCCGGCCGCCGGAGCCCCCCGGGCGGAGGAACGGAACCGCGCCCGCAUGGCGGAACAGCCGCCCGCCGCCGCCCCGCGGCCGCCGCCGCGCAGCUUGCCGCCUGCUCCUUCUACAUCAAGGGCAGGCUUUGCGGAACUUUCUGUCAGGGAGCGAAUGAGAGAGAAAAUAAAAGCAGCGAGGUCAAAAGCAGAAGUCACUUUAUCUCAAGAAGACCUCAGGCCACGACCAAGGCGUUUGAAAAACGUCAGAGAAAGAAAAACAGAAGUCAGCCUGGAUAAAGUGUCUGGUGAUAAAUUUAGAGAGAUGCAAGAGGAUGAAUCCCACUUACUAUCAAAAGUAAAGUUUCGUGAUUCUGUCAAAAAGCUGAAACAAAAGUCACCAGUCCAGAAUGAUUUUCCUUCCGCUGAAGAAGCAUAUAAUUUCUUUACCUUCAAUUUUGAUUCUGAACCAGAGAAUGUAAAGGCUGGAGCACAAAAAAGGAGUGAAUUAAAUGAAGAAGAGGGGGCAGAAGAAUAUGUAGAAGCCCAUGAGGAAGAACAAGAGGAAGAUGAAACGGAUGAAGAUGUACGCCUAGUUAAAGAUGAUUUAUUCAUUAUAGGGCAAACAGCUGAAGAUCUUCUAGUAAUGAAACCUGCUGACUGUGAAAGCUACUCAGAACAACUGCAAAAAGAAAAGGAAUUUCUCUUCAUCCCCAGCAGGCUGACAGUGCCCACUUCUCAGAAGAUGCCUGGAAAUGUGCAGCCUAGGUACCUUGAGGAUGAGGGUCUUUACACAGGAGAAAGGCCCUUUGUAGCGCCAUCUAACCAAAAUAUUUUAGAAAACAGAAUUCUCAGACAGGAGCAAGGGAAAGAGUGGUUUGGUGAUGAUGGCAAAAUCUUAGCAUUGCCUAAUCCAAUUAAACAGUCUUCUACUAGGCCUCCAAUAUUUUCAUUGGAAGAAGGCAUUGCACCAGAACUUGAAACACUAUAUAGAAAGGCAAUAAAAAUGACAGCUGCCAAUCAGUAUCUUGUUGGACCUGGAGAUUUUCAGGGGCCAUUUCAAUUGGAUAUCGAUAUUUCUGGACUAAUAUUCACACAUCAUCCCUGUUUUAGCCGUGAGCAUGUGUUAGCAGCUAAACUGGCUCAGUUAUACGAUCAGUAUUUAGCAAGAAAACAGAAGAAUCUUACCAACCUGCUCACAGACAAGCUGCACGCUUUGAGGAAUGCUGUGCAAUGUAGAAUAGACAGUGGUGAUGCUGGUGCUGCUGGUCCUAUAGCACAACAGAGCAUACCUGAGUACAAGUUUGAAAUCAGGCAAACCAGAAGACUUCGUGAUGCUGAACAAGAGAAAGACAGAAUGUUGCUUAAAACUAUUAUAAAAGUUUGGAAACAAAUAAAAUCCCUCCGUGACUUUCAGAAGUUUACCAACACACCCAUGAAGCUUUAUUUGAGAAAGGAAGAAGUUGAUCAGAGAUCAGAUGAAAAAGCAUAUGAAGCAGAAAUUCAGGCUGAGAUAAAUGAAUUAAUAGAAGAAUAUAUGGAAGAAUAUGAAAAGAAAAUGGAGGAGUACAGAACUGAGCUACAAGAGUGGAAAUCCUGGAGGAAGGCACAGAAGUCCAGAAAGAAAAAGAAGAAAAAAGACCUUCAAGAAGAAGAUUCAGUAGAAGAUUGUGAUCUUGGCGAGGAACCUGUAAAACCUAUCCCACCUAAAAUGGUCAAUAACCUGGAAAUAGAGCAGCAGGUUAGAGAAAAAGCUGACAACUUGAGAAGGAAACCUGGAGAGCCUGCUUUAAUUCCUGAACUAGUCCUGUCAGGCAGCAUAACUCCAAGUGAGCUGUGUCCUCGGGCAGAGGUUUUGCGACGAGAAGAUGUGAAGAAACGCUCAGCAUUUAUAAAAGUCCUCUUCAACUCCAAGGAAGUAUCAAGGACUGUUACCCGACCAAUAAGUUCAGAUUUCAGAGUUCACUUUGGACAGAUUUUCAAUUUACAAAUAUUCAAUUGGCCAGAGAGCUUGCAGCUACAGAUCUAUGAAACAACAGGUAUGAGCAGUACCACCUUGUUGGCUGAAGUGUUCAUACCUGUACCUGAGACUACAGUUCUGACGGGCAGUGCUCCUAUGGAAGAAAUAGAGUUCAGCAGCAAUCAGCGUGUGGUACUGGACCACGAAGGAGUUGGGAGUGAUGUGUCCUUUUCCUUUGAAGCUGAUGGUAGCAACCAAAUGACUUUAAUGACCUCUGGGAAAGUAUCCAAUAGUGUCUCCUGGGCAGUUGGAGAAAAAGGAAUCCCCCUAAUUCCUCCAGUAUCUCAGCAAACCACAGGCAUUCCGAGUGCUUUAAAAAAUAUUGAUGCUAUUGCAUCCAUUGGCACCUCGGGCUUAACUGACAUGAAGAAACUAGCCAAGUGGGCAGCAGAAACAAAACUUGAUCCAAAUGACCCAAACAAUGCAGCUCUGAUGCAGAUGAUUAUGGUUGCCACUAGCGGAGAGGCACACGUUCCUGAUUUCUUCAGAUUGGAACAGUUGCAGCAAGAAUUUAAUUUUGUUUCUGAUGAGGAAUUUAAUAGAUCAAAGAGAUUUCGACUCUUGCAGCUCAGAAGCGAGGAGGUGGCAGAGUUCCGAAACUACAAGCAAGUCCCUUUGCAUGAACGAGAAAUCAGUGAGAAACUAUUCCAGGACUAUGAGAAAAGACUACAUGAGAGGGAUGUGAUUGACAGCAAACAUUACCUAGAUGCACGCAGAGCAGUUGUUGCCAACUAUCUACAAAAGGUUCGAGAAUCAGUAAUAAACCGUUUCCUAAUAGCAAAACACCAUUUCCUUCUCUCUGAUCUUGUCAAUGAAGAGGAGAUUCCUAGCCUGGGUAUUUUGGGACUUGGCCUCUUUAAACUGGCAGAACCAAAACGACCAUUAAAGCCAAGAAGAAAAGAAAGGAAGAAGGUCACAGCACAGAAUUUAUCAGAUGGAGACAUAAAACUGUUGGUGAACGUCAUUAGAGCUUUCGAUAUUCCAGUGAGGAAGCCAGUGAUGAGCAAACCUCAACAGCCAUCCAAGCCUUCAAGGUCCUUUAAUGAGAUGUUUGCAGCCUCUCCGUCAGCCCAGAGCCCAACUGAUAGUGUAGAUUGGGCAUUUGACCAGGUUUUAGUCCGUCCUUUUGUAGAAGUUUCUUUUCAGCGAACAGUCUGCCGGACAACGACAGCAGAAGGUCCAAACCCCAACUGGAAUGAGGAACUUGAGCUUCCAUUUAGAGCUCCUAAUGCUGACUAUAGCACCCACAGUUUGCAGUCAGUGAAGGAUGAAGUGUUCAUUAAUGUUUUUGAUGAAGUUCUUCAUGAUGUUACAGAGGAUGAUUGUGACAGAAGAAGUGGUAUCCACACUUGUGUUGAGAGACGCUGGCUGGGAUGUGUUAAAAUUCCAUUUACUACCAUAUAUUUUCAAGCAAAGAUUGAUGGUACGUUCAAGGUGGAUGUUCCUCCAGUGCUGCUUGGCUACAGCAAAGAGAAGAACCUGGGAAUGGAGAGAGGUUACGAUUCUGUGCGCAAUCUGAGCGAGGGCUCCUAUAUAACACUGUUCAUUACCAUUGAACCGCAGCUCAUUCCUGGAGAGUCUGUCAGAGAAAAGAUGAAUGAAAUGCUUAAGAAGUUUGAUACCCAGGAAGAUGAGAAAUUGCUCCAGGCAGCAGAAAAGUAUGAAGCUGAAUGUACAUCAAAGUUUCCAAGCCGCCAGUGCCUGACAACUGUCAUUGACCUCAAUGGGAAAACAGUUUUUAUUACCAGAUAUGUCAAACCUCUGAAUCCACCGCAGGAGCUCCUUGAUGCCUGCCCAGAUAGCUCUCAGACAACAGCAGAACUGGUGGCUCGAUAUGUUGCUUUGAUUCCUUUUUUGCCAGAUAGUGUGUCAUUUGCUGGAAUUUGUGAUUUGUGGAGUACAUCAGAUCAAUUUCUCGAUCUUCUGGCGGGAGAUGAGGAAGAACAUGCCGUGCUCUUGUGUAAUUAUUUUCUUGGUAUGGGGAAAAAAGCCUGGCUUAUCAUUGGAAAUGCUAUUCCUGAGGGACAGACCGCAUAUGUAUUAACUUUGGAGCAAAGUCAGUACGUAAUUUGGAAUCCCAGCACCGGCUGUUUUUACAGGCAGUAUGAUACUUUUUGCCCACUACAAAAUGUGUACUGCCUGAUCAGCUGUGAUAACAUUUGGUUUAAUAUCCAAGAGCACGACUCCCCAGUAAGGAUAAGUUUUGAUAUCAGCAAACCAAAACUUUGGAAGCCGUUCUUUUCAAGAAGCUUGCCGUACCCCGGUCUCUGCAGUGUUCAGCCUGAAGAAUUAGUGUAUCAGCAUUCAGACAAGGCUGCUGCAGUGGAACUACAGGGCAGGAUUGAAAAAAUACUAAAAGAAAAGAUUAUGGAAUGGAGACCGAGGCACCUAACUCGCUGGAACCGAUACUGUACCUCUACCCUGCGUAACUUCCUGCCCCUGCUGGAACAUAACCAAGGCAAAGAUGUAGAAGAUGACCAUCAGGCAGAGCUGCAAAAACAGCUUGGAGACUACAGGGUCUCUGGAUUUCCUAUUCAUAUGCCCUUUUCUGAAGUCAGACCUUUAAUAGAAGCCGUACACAGUACCGGAGUUCACACCAUUGAUGUCUCCAAUGUUGAGUUUGCUCUAGCCGUGUAUAUUCAUCCUUACCCCCAAAGUGUUCUCUCUGUGUGGAUUUACGUUGCUUCACUUGUACGGAAUAGGUAGCAUAGACUUUUCUCAAUACCUCAAGGAAUUUGGGAUUUGCUGAUGUAGGA